GGUUAUCGAACCGGCAUAUCCAAUCUCUAGCGAGCGAGGGUUUACCGAAGAUUUUGCAGGAGGAGGAGAAAGAGAAGGGAGAAAUGAGUGCAACGAGCAUCGCUUCGAGGUCUACCUCCAUCAUAAGAGCCGCCACCAGAAGAAGCUUGAUCUCACCUAGACCUAGAAUCUCCUCCCCAAACCCUAAUUCCUCAUCUCCGCCUCUUCGUCAGACUCGAAUCGAAGCUUCUUCUGCUCCCAGGUUUAUGCUGCGGCGAGAACUAAGCACGCAUCAACCAUUUCAUAGCGUAGUUGCUGCAGCUUGCCUCGUUUCCAAGCUCCCUUCUGAUCUCACCUCUUAUGAAGGUAGAUUUGCUAACUAUGUCAGUCCUAUCUAAGAGGCAGCACCUCAAGUAAGCUUGAUGGAAGGAUGGCUUUUUGCUCUAUGAUUGUUUUUUUUUCUCCUCAAGAAAUUUUCAGGUUCUUUAAGUUAAAUUUGCAAUCUUUCAGUUUAGAUGGAACCCUGAUACAUGUAUUGGUAGAUGUCAUCACUUCCUUUUCUUUGGGUUCUUAUCUUUUUAAUCAAAUGGUUAUUUGUCAGAAUGUAAGAUCAUUUCUCCUCGAUACAACUAUGUUUUGUUACAUUAUUUAGCCUUGGUUUUUGAGACUCAAAUAAAAGAUGUAUUAAGCCCUCA
Molecule: messenger RNA, 674 nt
Organism: Brassica napus (rape)
Lineage: Eukaryota; Viridiplantae; Streptophyta; Magnoliopsida; Brassicales; Brassicaceae
Product: pentatricopeptide repeat-containing protein At2g27800, mitochondrial
Exons: 3
Coding region: 84-377 (97 amino acids)
Source: RefSeq, a predicted model, not a curated record